This is a messenger RNA of Cyanidioschyzon merolae strain 10D, 423 nucleotides long. Its product is annotated as 60S ribosomal protein L14. Gene Ontology annotation, cellular component: cytosolic large ribosomal subunit; ribosome. NCBI's taxonomy places the organism in Eukaryota, Rhodophyta, Bangiophyceae, Cyanidiales, Cyanidiaceae. Gene Ontology annotation, biological process: translation; ribosomal large subunit biogenesis. The coding region runs from base 1 to 423 and encodes 140 amino acids. The record is from RefSeq and is a predicted model, not a curated record. The transcript has a single exon. Gene Ontology annotation, molecular function: structural constituent of ribosome; RNA binding.
AUGGCUUUCAAAAGGUUUGUGGAAGUUGGCCGACUGUGUAUUAUCAGCUACGGUGAGCAUGCUGACAAGAUCUGUGUUAUCGUGGAUAUCCAGGAUCAGGGUCAUGUUGUGAUUGAUGCCACGGCCGACUCCGGAGUCCCUCGUACGGUCAUCAACGUGAAGCGCUUGAAGUUGACGGACGUGGUCGUUAAGUUGCCUCGUGCUUGCAAAACGAGCGUCGUACGGAAAGCUCUUGAGGCGCAGCAGGCUGUGCAGCGUUUCCGGGAAACUGCAUGGGGUCAAAAGGUUGAAAAGCAACGAGUGCGUGCCCGGUUAACCGACUUUGAUCGGUUUCGCGUGAUGGUUGCAAGGAAGCGACGCAGCCAGCUCAUCAAACAUGAACUGGGACGACUCCGAUCUGAAACAAAGACUUCUGCGUCGUAG